Molecule: messenger RNA, 5405 nt
Organism: Nerophis lumbriciformis (worm pipefish)
Lineage: Eukaryota; Metazoa; Chordata; Actinopteri; Syngnathiformes; Syngnathidae
Gene: kdm5ba
Product: lysine demethylase 5Ba
Biological process (GO): chromatin remodeling; regulation of DNA-templated transcription
Cellular component (GO): chromatin; nucleus
Molecular function (GO): DNA binding; histone H3K4me/H3K4me2/H3K4me3 demethylase activity
Source: RefSeq, a predicted model, not a curated record
UUUUCGAAGCGGAAGCACACGCCCCCCCCCUUCCCGUCUCUCGCCCAAUCCCUUCCAACUAGAUAAUUCUCUUUGAGUUGAAUGAGUGGAGAAUGGACACCAACUGAAAGCUGCGAUUCAAAGGCAACAUAUUGAGAAAAGCAGCAUCGACGGGCAACACAAUCCCACCGGCCGCCACGGAAAAGAUGCAAGAAUGAGUCAACCUCAGCCGAAUGAGUUCCUUCCUCCCCCGGAGUGUCCUGUCUUUGAGCCCAGCUGGGAGGAAUUCGCUGACCCUUUUGCCUACAUUAACAAAAUACGGCCCAUUGCCGAGAAAACUGGCAUCUGCAAAGUCCGACCUCCGCCGGAAUGGCAACCUCCAUUUGCUUGUGAUGUUGACCGAUUGAAGUUCACACCACGCAUUCAAAGACUCAAUGAGUUGGAGGCUCAGACCAGAGUGAAACUGAACUUCCUGGAUCAAAUAGCAAAGUUUUGGGAGCUUCAAGGCUGCACCCUGAAAAUUCCCCAUGUGGAAAGAAAGAUUCUAGAUCUGUACCAGCUCAACAAGCUGGUGAAUGAGGAGGGAGGCUUCGAUGCCGUGUGCCGAGACCGCCGCUGGACUAAAAUCUCCAUCAAGAUGGGCUUUGCGUCAGGCAAGGCAGUCGGCUCACACCUGCGGGCCCACUAUGAGCGGAUCCUCUAUCCUUACAACCUGUUCCAGACUGGAGACAAUCUGCCAAGAGCCACCUUGACCAACGACACUAAAGACAAGGAGUACACCCCACAUGACCUGCCGCAGCGGCAGUCCGUGCAGCCCCAGGAGAUCUGCAGCAUAGCUCGCCGUGCAAAACGGAUGCGAUCUGAAAGAGGCUGUGGUAAAAGUGAACUCAGGGAAGUUUGUGAGAAUCGCCCCAAUCUCAGGAGGAGAAUGGGAACGUAUGUUGCCAAGCCAGAGCCUGUGAGAAUGGCCGUGAAAGAGGAGCUGGUUGAACAUAAAGUUGCUGUAAUUUGUGAAGAAACUGUGUUACAUACCACAAACGAUGGUACAACAAGUAAAGUGGAGCAAUACAUGUGCCUGGUGUGCGCCACAGGAAGUGAUGAGGACCGCCUGUUGCUGUGUGACGGCUGCGAUGACAGCUACCACAUCUUCUGUCUCAUACCCCCCUUACACGAGGUUCCCAAAGGAGACUGGAGAUGCCCCAAGUGCCUGGCGCAGGAAUGUGGCAAACCUCAGGUGGCGUUUGGCUUUGAGCAGGCCAGCAGGAGCUACACCCUGCAAGCCUUUGGAGACAUGGCCGAUUCCUUCAAAUCUGAUUAUUUCAACAUGCCAGUUCAUAUGGUUCCGACUGAGCUGGUAGAGAAGGAGUUUUGGCGUCUUGUCAGCACCAUCGAAGAUGACGUGACCGUAGAAUAUGGAGCGGACAUCGCCUCAAAGGAGUUUGGGAGUGGUUUCCCAGUGAAGAACAGCCAUUUUGAAGUGUCUCCAGAGGACGAGGUACGUUGGCGAUGUCACCGUGUACAUUUCAGAAAUAUACGACUCAUGCUUGUUCUUCAGCAUUACCUGAGAAGUGGCUGGAACCUGAACAACAUGCCUGUGCUGGACUCCUCGGUGCUGACUCACAUUACAGCUGACAUCUGUGGGAUGAAGUUACCCUGGCUCUACGUGGGCAUGUGCUUCUCCUCCUUCUGCUGGCAUAUUGAGGAUCACUGGAGCUACUCCAUCAACUACCUGCACUGGGGGGAGCCAAAGACCUGGUACGGCGCCCCUGGUUAUGCUGCGGAGCACUUGGAGUCGGUCAUGAAGAAACUAGCUACUGAGCUCUUUGAAUCGCAGCCAGACCUCCUCCAUCAGCUGGUGACCAUCAUGAAUCCCAACACGCUGAUGAACAACGGCGUUCCGAUCUAUCGCACCAACCAAUGUGCAGGAGAGUUCGUCAUCACCUUCCCCAGAGCCUACCACAGUGGCUUCAACCAGGGGUUCAACUUUGCUGAAGCUGUCAACUUUUGCACCAUGGACUGGAUGCCCGUCGGGCGAGAAUGUGUGAAGCAUUACCGGCAGCUCAGCAGGUACUGCGUCUUCUCCCACGACGAGAUGGUUUGCAACAUGGCGUGCAAAGCCAAACGGUUGGAUGUGGACCUGGCCUGCGCCGUGCAAAAGGAGAUGGCCGCCAUGGUGAAAGAAGAGGAGGAACUUGAAGAGAAGAUCAACAAGAUGGGGGUGGUGCAAACUCGGCAAGUGGAUUACGAGCAUCUCCCCGAUGAGGAGCGCCAGUGCUGCAAGUGUCGGACCACCUGCUACCUGUCUGGUAUCACCUGCCUCUGCAGUCCUGGCAAGAUGGUGUGCCUGUACCACGCCCGGGACCUCUGCUCCUGUCCCCUUGGCAACCUGACACUCCACUAUAAAUUUACACUGGAUGAUUUAUACUCCAUGAUGGCAUCAGUGACGCUGCGUGCAGAGUCUUACAAGGAGUGGCUGAGUGCCGUGCAGGACAUCCUGGAGAAGAAAGACCACAAAAAAAGAGGUCUGGAAGAGCUUCACAGCCUGGUGGAGCAGGCGGAGACCAGCGCAUUCCCACAGACCAACCUGAUGGAUCGACUGCGCGUAGUUGCCUUAGAGGCGGACAAAGUCGCUGUGGUGGCACAGCAGCUUCUCAAUGGGAAAAGGCAAACUAGAUAUCGCUCCUGCGGGGGCAAAUCUCAAAGCCAGAAGGAGUUGACCGCGGAGGAGCUGAGGUCCUUUGUGCAACAGUUGGACAAGCUACCGUGUAACAUCCGACAGGCGCCUUUACUGAAGGACCUCCUGACUCGGGUAGAGGAGUUCCAGCAGCGCAGUGAAAGACUCCUCUCUGACGACUCUCCUAACUCCGUGGAGCUUCAGGACCUGCUGGAUCUGAGCCUGGGCCUCGACGUGGACCUCCCCCAGUUGCCGCUACUCCGGGAGAGACUGGAGCAGGCCCGCUGGCUGGAAGCUGUGCGGCAAGCCAGCAGCCAGCCGGAUGACCUGGGUCUGGACACCAUGAGGAGGCUGAUCGACCAGGGGGUGGGCCUGUCCCCUCACAGCUCGGUGGAAAGAGCCAUGGCUCGUCUGCAGGAGCUCCUGACCGUGUCCGAGCAGUGGGAGGAGCGAGUUCUUGGCCUCAUGGAAGCCAGUCCAUACCACAGCAUUGAAACACUGGAUGCUGAGUUACAAGAAAUAGAGAACAUCCCUGCCUACCUGCCUAACUGCCUGCAGCUGAAGGAUGCCGUGCUAAAGGCUAAGAAGUGGCUGCAUGAAGCUGAAGCCCUCCAGCUUGGCGGGCGUAUUCCUGUGCUGGACAGCCUCUCUGAGCUGGUACUCAGAGCGGAGGGUAUCCCAGUGAGUCUGGACCCUCUGAGUCGACUGGAGGCACUGGUCAGUGACGUGCAGAUCUGGAAGGAAAGUGCUGCCAAAACAUUCCUGCUCAAAAACUCACCCUUUUCUCUUCUAGAGGUACUGUGCCCAAGAUGUGACAUAGAAGCGGGACUUCAAAGGUCAAGAGUUAAAAAAACAAAAGAGGGAACACAGACCAGUAAGAAAUCUUCCGUCAAACUGGACUCUCUCUACGACGUGGAAAGAGCUCUCUGUGAAAGCAAAGACUCUGCUUCUGCUAUGGCCACCCUUGCUGAGGUCCACCAUAAGGAGAUGGAGACCUUGUUGGCUCUGAGGGCGUUGAAUGAGUCCAAGCUUCUUCCUGCUGAGAACUCUUGUGCACUUAACGUGUGCGUUUGCCAAAAGGCGCCCUCGGGGGCCAUGUUGCAGUGCGAGCUCUGUCGAGACGUUUUCCACAGCGUCUGCAUUGUAGCACACCCAGACUUCAAGUAUGGCCACGUCUGGCUUUGCCCUCUUUGCCAGCGUUCAAGGAAGCCGCCCCUGGACAAGGUCCUGCCUCUCUUGGCCUCGCUGCAGAGGAUUCGGGUCCGACUGCCUGAGGGGGACGCACUGCGCUUUCUCAUCGAGCGGACGGUGCGAUGGCAGCACAGAGUUCAGCAGGCCUGCACGGAAGGAUUGUUGGACAAAGUGGGAAAACACGGAUCCAGAAUGUCCUGGCAUCAAGAAGAGGACUCUUUCUACACAGAGCAGCCGAGUGUUCCCGUCCAGGGACUUGGCCCGCAGCUGGAGGAGCUGAUGGUGGAGGGCUUCCUGCUUCAGGUCACGCUGCCUGAGACAGAGCAGCUUUACACCUACUUGCUGAGCAAACUGGCCCCUGUGCCCGCUCACAGCGGCCCCUGCAGGACAAGCACAGACGAUGAGGAGCUCAAGACGGAGCGCACAAAACUCCACAAAAAGACUGUAAGCUGUGCUCACAGAAAAGAGUCCGGGAGCGUUCAUAGCAAAAGGACCAAGCGGCGCAAGGAAAGCUCGGAGUCCCAGCACCCCGAGAAGGCCAAGAAGUGUUGCAAGAAGAAGUCUGGCAGGAGCAGUGAGAAGAUCAGGAGGAGCUGCUCUCCCACGAACGCAGCAUCAGAACCUGCUGCAUCCACGUCUGACUCUGACGAGGACUACUCCUUGUGUGCCGCGCCGUGGUGCAGGGAGCCGGAAGGAGAUGAGGUGAACUGGGUCCAGUGCGACGGCAGCUGCAACCAGUGGUUCCACCAGGUGUGUGUGGGACUGUCUGCGGAGCGAGCGGAGAAGGAAGACUAUAUUUGCAUAAGCUGCACACAGCCAGACUUCCACAGGGGGCAGUGAAGAGCAAGAAGUGACGUUGAAGGAUCACACCUGAACUCUUUACCUUUUACUUGUGGCUUGCCCUUAGUGACCACGGUGCUAAUCACUGCUCUCUCACGUUGCAAAGUCUGACACCUGGCUGCUUGUCCACUUAGUCUUCACCCAGAACGUUCCACGACAAAUGUUUCCAGAAGCAAGAAGGCAGGGAUUUUUCAAUUCAAGUCACACUUUAGACCUUUUUUUCCCCCCCUGGUUUCUGAAGGAUGUGAGCAUAGUUAACACAACAUCCUUUGUCAAAGCAAUAACUCAAUGAUUCUGCUUCCAUUCUAAGUGUGGAAGUGAAACCCUCGGAAAUCCACUUGAUGAAUUUGACCUUCAAAGUUGUCUCCGAUGAAGAACGUGAAUGAAAUUGGCCCUCAGCCCUUUACACUUCUGACUUGACUUCAAGUCUGCAGGUUCCCUUUUUUUCCGCUCUCUGGGGAAAACAUGUUUUUGUCAGCGUUUAGUGAGACUUGAGGUUCACAAAGAGAGAAUGACCUGUCCGACAUGAAAGGAAUGUACAUUUUAUUUUUGGGUGUGCUUUCCCUCUGAGAGUUAGGUUGGACAGACUGUGUUGGAUUUAGAAUUUAACACAGGUUGUGUGAUUUAUUUGCCACGAGUAUAUGACCUUUUUUCUGCUCUUUUGGUUAAAUAAUAUGAUAUGUUGCAGUUUGCGAUUUAAAAUAAAAAUGUUUGUUCCAAA